Messenger RNA from Juglans regia (Persian walnut), 511 nucleotides. Its product is annotated as gamma aminobutyrate transaminase 3, chloroplastic-like. Lineage: Eukaryota; Viridiplantae; Streptophyta; Magnoliopsida; Fagales; Juglandaceae. The coding region runs from base 28 to 426 and encodes 132 amino acids. The record is from RefSeq and is a predicted model, not a curated record. The transcript has 4 exons. Gene Ontology annotation, molecular function: pyridoxal phosphate binding; S-adenosyl-L-methionine:8-amino-7-oxononanoate transaminase activity. Gene Ontology annotation, biological process: biotin biosynthetic process.
AUUAGACAAUAAAAUGCUUCAUAUUUGAUGCAGAUUCAAGCUGUUGUAAAGAAAUAUGACAUUCUUUUUAUUGCUGAUGAGGUGAUUUGUGGAUUUGGAAGGCUGGGCACAAUGUUUGGGUGCGACAAGUACAACAUAAAACCAGACCUUGUGUCCCUUGCAAAGGCCCUUUCUUCUGCAUAUAUGCCUAUUGGCACUGUACUUGUGAACCCCGAAGUAUCAGAAGUCAUACAUUCUCAAAGCAACAAACUCGGUACUUUUUCUCAUGGAUUUACUUAUUUUGGACACCUAGUAUCCUGUGUCGUUGCAAUUGAAGCACUUAAAAUCUACAAGUGUGUUCUUUUCUUCUCAUCCAAUUUUACCUGUUCAAAGUUUUACUUCAUAGUUCAGUUUACGUAUAUUGCAUUGGAAGACCCUCAAAGAUGACUGAAUAGGACCUGAUGGAGUUUUAUCUUGUCAUACAAUUUCUUUAAUUGUCCCCCAAAUGGUGGGUAGGGCUGUAAACUUUUCG